AUGGCUCAAGCAUCCGUCGAAUCUGUGGUCCUGGAGACCACAGCUGGAGCACCAGCCUCCGUUGCUCCGGCUGUUCCAAUCCAGAUACAGAAAGUCAAGGGCAAGAAGAGAUUCAUACAGACUCUACAGCGCAUGUCAUCGUCUCCAUCUCUGGCCAAGCUUGGUAGAACGCCGUCUUCGAGCUAUAGAACAGGAGGAAGGGCCUCGGCUUCCUGCAUAUCGCUCUCCGGCUCCGCUUCUUAUGGCUCGUAUGGGAACUCGCUGGCCUCGGAGUUCUCUGUCGGAUACUCGACCGCUCCAGCCUCAGCUGCCACCACCCCAGGAGUACCCUUUCCUUCCUUUGAUGAGAAGAUAGCUCGUUCUCGAUACCUUGGUUCUGUACCUGUUCCCGACUUCAGAACCACCACGAGAAUCGCUGAAGAGGAGGAUUAUUUCUCCAUACCCGUACAAAAGCCUGCAGAGAAGCCCAAGUCUUCUUUCAACUUCUGGAAGGGCUUGCCGUCCGAGCUGGCUAUGCAAAUCUUCUCCUACUUGGAGCCUCGAGAGGUCGUCAGAUGUUCAGCUGUUUCCAAGCAGUGGCACAGCAGAUGUUUCGAUGGUCAGCUGUGGUCUAUUCUAGACACCUCUGACUUCUAUCGUGACAUACCUGCCGAUGCUCUGAUCAACAUCGUCACUUCUGCUGGUCCCUUCGUUCGCGACCUCAAUCUCAGAGGCUGUGUUCAGCUCAGGGAACAAUGGCAUGCGAAAGGUCUAUCCGGAGCUUGCAGUAAUCUCGAAAACUUCUCUCUGGAAGGUUGCCGCAUCGAGAAGACUGCCAUUCAUUGCUUCCUGUUGCAAAAUCCAAGACUCGUGUACAUCAACCUUUCAGGCCUCGCUGGUGCAACAAAUUCGGCUAUGAAGGUCAUUGCAGAAAACUGUCCUAAGCUUGAGCAUCUCAACGUCUCUUGGUGCAAUAAUGUUGACACCAGAGGGUUGAAGAAAGUAAUAGAGGCCUGUCCCGAACUUCGCGACCUUCGUGCUGGUGAAGUGCACGGCUGGGACGAUAUUGAACUCAUGCAACUUCUCUUUGAACGGAAUUCGCUUGAACGUCUCAUUUUGAUGAAUUGCGAUUCGUUGAAUGACGAGUCGUUGUCAGUCUUGAUGGAAGGACAAGACAGCGAGAUGGACUAUCUGACUGGCAGACGCAUCGCUCCACCCCGUAAGCUGAAACACCUCGAUCUUACUAGAUGUCGUGGAAUUAGCCACAGGGGCCUUGAGAAGUGUGUCGACAGACUUCCUGAGAUGGAAGGCUUGCAAUUGAACAAGUGCCAUAGCAUUACUGAUGGUGUUCUCACAUCUAUGCUGAAUGGCAUGCCCAAACUGACACAUCUUGAUCUGGAGGAGCUCACCGAAUUGUCCAAUGCAGUACUGCAGACACUUGCCAUGGCUCCUUGUGCAAAGAUUCUGCGACACAUCUCUAUCUCAUACUGUGAGGAGUUGGGCGAUGUCGGUAUGCUGCCCAUACUCAAGAACUGCACCAAUCUAGAGAGUCUGGAUAUGGACAACACCCGCGUAUCCGACUUGUCUCUUGCUGAAGCAGCAGCCAUGGUGCGUGCUCGUGCAACGCGCACCACUCAACCCAAGCAACAGCCUGCCGUUGGUCUACGCCUCGCUGCAUACGACUGUCAAAACGUAACUUGGACUGGUAUCCGUGAGGUCCUGUCACGCAAUGCAGAAGUAAUCCGCAAGACCGUAAAGCCAGCACCAGCAUCAGACUCAGGCGAUGUCGACGGUUCAUCUGCACCGCCACAGCCGCAAACCGUUCGCACCUACCCUACACAAAUCAUCCAACUCAAGUGCUUCUACAACUACCAACCCACCGUCGAAGAACACACCAAGCGCGUCCUACGCGGCGACUUCUCGGCUGCUACACGUCUGGAGCGCAAAUGGGCCGAAUUCAUGAUCGCUCAAGAAGAAGCCGGUGCCAGUGGAGCCGGAGCCCGCAGACGCCGUCGUCGCGCCCGUGAAGCACAAAUGAUGCAUGCAGAUGAAGAAGACGGCGGUGCAAACGGUGGAGGUGCUGGUGUUGGCGGAGGUCGCAGACGCAGAGCUAGAAGCGGUGGGUGUGUUGUCAUGUAA
Messenger RNA from Aureobasidium musti, 2118 nucleotides. The record is from the annotation of a GenBank genome assembly. NCBI's taxonomy places the organism in Eukaryota, Fungi, Ascomycota, Dothideomycetes, Dothideales, Saccotheciaceae.